This is a messenger RNA of Pocillopora damicornis (cauliflower coral), 1883 nucleotides long. Its product is annotated as lysophosphatidylcholine acyltransferase 2. NCBI's taxonomy places the organism in Eukaryota, Metazoa, Cnidaria, Anthozoa, Scleractinia, Pocilloporidae. Gene Ontology annotation, molecular function: lysophosphatidic acid acyltransferase activity; calcium ion binding. The record is from RefSeq and is a predicted model, not a curated record. Gene Ontology annotation, cellular component: endoplasmic reticulum.
UUGUAAACUACUUUGCAUAUAAGUUGUUUUCAUGAAAAGGUCACCGCAAUCUGUACGAGGCCUUUUAGUUGUUAUUACAAAUAUGCAUGAUUUAUUCGGGACUUUUAAUGUGCUUUAAUUAAGGUAAAAGAUGUCUGCAGCGCCCAAACCUAAAGUCCUUUUGCGCGCCAAAUCUCUCGUGGAGCCCGAUGUACACAAUCCGUUCUCUUUCAAGUUAAAGCUCACACUCUGCGACAAACUCAAGGUUGCAAUUCUUAGUGUAACACUGUUUCCAGUCAGGCUCCUGUGCUUGUUUUUUCUCCUCAUUGUGGCCAGUGUGAUAGGAAAACUGACUACCCUGUGUAUGAAGAAAGAAGAAGAACCAGAACCACUGUCAGGAUACAGAAGGAUCAUGAGAAAGCCACUUCGAGGUAUUGCACGGGCAAUGUUAUUCUGCAUGGGUUUUCACUGGGUUAAAGUCAAAGGCAAACUGAGCAGUUCAGAGGAAGCUCCAAUAUUAACUGUGGCUCCACAUUCAUCAUUUAUUGAUGCCUUGGCAUUGAGUGUUAUUUGCUUACCUUCAGGAGUUUCCAGGAAGGAAAAUGAUUCAAUACCUCUUGUAGGGGGAUGCAUACGUGCAUUACAACCUGUGUAUGUAUCAAGAACAGAUCCAAAUUCCCGAAAGAAGACAAUCUCUGAAAUCAAAAGAAGAGCCAGUUCUGGUGGAAAAUGGCCUCAUGUGGUGAUAUUUCCAGAAGGAACCUGUACUAAUAGGAAAUGCCUGAUCACUUUUAAACCAGGAGCAUUUUAUACAGGUGUCCCAGUUCAAGCUGUGGCAUUAAAAUAUCCCAACAGACUGGACACUGUGACAUGGACAUGGUCUGGCCCAAGUGGACUAACUCUUCUUUGGUUAACACUGUGCCAGUUUCAUAAUUACUUGGAAAUUGAGAUUCUGCCAGUUUACAAGCCUGAUACAGAAGAAAUCCAUGAUGGAAAACUUUAUGCAAGGAAUGUUCGGGAACAAGUAGCAAGAUUUCUUAAUGUUCCUGUCACUGAACACACCUAUGAAGACACAAGACUAAUGGUACAGGCCUCCCAGCAGAACCAACCAUCCAUGACAGGCUUGGUAGAAUAUCAGAAGAUAAGCAGCAAACUCAGCAUGAAGAUGGAUACCAUGAAGGAGCUGUUGGAUAAAUUUGCAGAAAUAGACGCUAAUAGAGACGGUUUGGUUGAUAUAAACGAGUUUGCCAAAUAUCUUAGCCUGCCUGUCACUAGUCAUGUGAAACAUCUCUUCACACUCUAUGACAGGGAUGAUUCAGGUUUCAUAAACUUUCGGGAAUAUCUUAUUGGCUUGGCUCUUGUGUCGCAACCAGCGAACAGUGAAGAGGCUAUGAAGCUAGCUUUUCAGGUUUUUGAUAUGAACGGUGAUGGGCGAGUGGAUGAAGCAGAACUACGUCAUAUUCUUCAGAGUGCCUACCCUUCCAUCACAGACCUGAACAUAAACUGUUUGUUUAAUCAGGUGGAUGUGAACCACAGUGGAUCCGUCACGUUUGAGGAAUUUCGGGAUUUCACCUUGUUGCACCCAGAGUAUGCCUUUCUCUUUACCCAUUACACGAAGGAACAAACAGAGAUAACGGGAGAGAGCAGUCACUCAGAUCAUGAACAUCCACAAACAGCAGCCAAGGCUUGAGAAACGCACAUAAGGAGAUAAAAAUCCAUUGCGUCUCUUGCCAAGAUAGUAAAAUACAGCCUUAAUUAUCUCUUCUUGGGGUUCCACACGUUAGGGACUGGGUUAUUACCACUUUUUAUGACUUUGAUAUUAUUCAACGAUUAUUAAAGGAUAUUAACGGCUUCUUAAUAGGCCAUUUCCGAAUUAAGGUGCUGAACCACUCGUAUGAAAAUCA